This is a messenger RNA of Meloidogyne enterolobii, 2884 nucleotides long. The record is from the annotation of a GenBank genome assembly. Lineage: Eukaryota; Metazoa; Nematoda; Chromadorea; Rhabditida; Meloidogynidae.
AUUUGUAUGGGAAAUUACAAAUCCAGACCUCAACUUUCCUGUGCGGAUGAACUUAAAAAACGUAUAAGUGAAGGAUAUGCAAUUGUACGUUCUAAACUAAAUGAUGAUAUUAAACCUAAAUUUGAUGCUCACACAACACUUUACUUCAAUUGCGGCACAUCAGAAGAAUUUUCCUCACAGUUAGAUCAACUAGAAUGUGUUGCGGAUGAGAAAAUAGGUGUAAAUGAAUUAUCUCUUUUACAUUUAAUUUGUAUUGGGGCUUGUGAACAGUCAGAAAAAAUUCGUAUUCUUGUUGAGCGCUUUAAUAAUAAUAAUGAGAUAACAACAAACAAUUCAGUUAAUCAAAAAAUAAUUAAAAGAAGAAAAUCAUUUUUGGAACAACGAACAAAAAAUGGUUAUACUCCUCUACAUAUAGCUAUUUAUAAAGGAGAAAAAGAGGCUGCAAUUACUUUAUUAGCUUCUGGGGCUGAUCCAAAUGGUGUCCAACCAUCAGGGGUUCCUCCACCUUUGCAUUUGGCUGCAAUGACUGGAAAUGCGGAGUUAAUUGAAAUCCUCGUUUCCCACGGUGCUGACCUAAAGGCUUAUGAUUUUGUUCGUUAUACAGCUUUACAUUGUGCUGCAUAUUUUGGGCAUGAAAUGGCUGUUAAAGAAUUAAUAGCUGCUGGAGCCGAUCCAAAUGCUUGUGGAAGUGUGCAUGAUAGACCAAUCCAUAUUUCGGCUGGAAAGGCAAAUCCCUGCAUAUUGAAGGCAUUCUUAGCUGUUGGAGCCGAUCCAACACUUGAAGACGAUGAAGGGAAUACUUCCCUCCAUUUUGCUGCCAAAACAGGCCAUAGUUCUUCAAUCGGUCUUUUAUUAUCAAAAGCAGGGGAAAAGGAAGAGAUUAAAAGACAAUUUGCUCUUAAAACAAAUAUUUACGGAGACACUGCUUUACAUUCUGCUUGUUAUAUGGGAAGAACAGAUGCAGCUAAACAAUUAUUAAAUACAAUUGGAAGUGAAGUUCUUAGCAUGGUAAAAUUAUUUGAAUUAAUUAAGAUGAAUUUUUUGAAGGAAAAUUUAUUUUCUGAAACGCCUUUAAUGGCUGCAUGCACAGCUGGAAGGUUUGAAUUAGUUUGUUUUCUAAUGCGACAACCAGAAGUGGACCCAAACCAUCAGGCACAAGACGGACAUACUGCUCUUCAUAGUGCUUGUUAUCAUGGACAUAUACGUGUAGUUCAGUAUCUUCUCGACAAUGGUGCUGAUCAAUCACUAACAGCACGUGCUUCUGAUAAUUUACUUAUUGCAAAAUUUGGUAAUUCUGCUAUUCUUCCUUCAAUAAAUGGCUCUUUGUCGUCAAAGAUUUCUUCUCUUAUUCGUUCUGAUUCAACUCAUUCACAGGAUUUUAAGCCUUUAUUAGACAUUCAAAAAGAUAAUGAUAAAUUUGUUGAUGGACAAUUCCAACCACAAACACCCAUAUUAUGGGCAUAUGAAAAAGGACAUGAUCAGGUUGUUCACAUGCUUAAAGUAUAUGCAAAUAAAAGGCCAGAUUCUGAUGCUUGUUCUGAAUACAGUUCUGGCAGUAGUUCUUAUACUCCUUUACCUAGCCCCCUUGGAAGACUUCGAUCAAUGACAAAAGAAAAAGCAGAAAUUUUGCAAUUAAGAGCUGAAUUACGUUCUACCCACCAUCUUUCUUUAUUAAAUAUUGACCUGAAAGAACCUAUAGGAAAUGGUUCUUUUGGUAAAGUUUAUAGAGGUAUUUAUAGAGGAAAAUGUGUAGCUGUUAAACGUUAUAAAGUUGUUGCUUUUGGAGCAAAAACUGAAGUUGAUAUGUUUUGUAGAGAAGUUAGUAUUGUUUCUCAUUUAAAACAUCCAAAUGUAGUGGCAUUUGUUGGGGCUUGCAUGGAGGUUUCUUUUAGAUUUUUUAUUGAAAAUAAAUUCUUUUAUAGGAUCCAAGUAAUUUUUGAAAUGAAUUUACGUUUUGGUGUUGGAGUUGAUAUUGCUCGAGGAAUGCAUUAUUUACAUGAAUUAAUAGAAAAACCUGUCAUUCACAGGGAUUUGAAUUCUCAUAAUAUCCUUCUUCACAAUAAUGGACGAGCUGUGAACCUUCGUUGGAUGGCUCCAGAAGUUUUUACACAAAGUUGCCGUUAUGACCAUAAAGUAGAUGUGUUCAGCUUUGCUUUAGUUUUAUGGGAGAUUCACACAGCUGAAUUACCUUUUUCUCAUUUAAAACCGGCAGCUGCAGCAGCAGAGAUGGCAUACAAAAGAAAUCGCCCUCCUCUUCCAUCUGAACCUAAUGCUCAAUUUCCAAAGCACAUUAUUGAUAUACUCAAUCAAGCUUGGCAACCAGGCAUUCUCUUUUAAAUUAAGAAAAAAUAUAUUUUUUAAUUUCAGACCCAAUAGCACGUCCCGAAUUUUCACAAAUUUUGCCUGAGCUGGAAAGGUUAUUUUUUUAUUUUAAAUUUUACCCUUUCCUAGGCAUUUAAUUCUUGAUGAAAAUAUUAAUAAAUUUUGCAUUGGUCCUCCAUCAAUUGACCCUGAGUCAACAAUUUGUGAAGAAUCAGAAGAUAAUUUCGAUAUAGACGAGGAUUCACUUAUUUCUGAUGAUUCUAUUCGGGGAACGACUGUUUCUAAAUUAAAGGACCGUUGGGAACAAUUAUCAGAAGCUUCUCAAAAUCAAAGAAUUGGCCGAUCAAGAAUUGAUAAACUUUCACAACGUGUAGACCAAAAUGGUUAUGUUUCACAAGCAGCCCGGGCUAUUUUAUCGGCUAAAGAUGCUACACAAUUGCGAGAUAGUAUUGUUAUUGCUAGAUCUGCAAAUGUUGCACAAAGACAGAAUGCACUCAUUAGAAAGGCUGGGGCUGAUAAUGACGAGAAAUAUCAAAUUCCACCUCAAUCACCCGACUUAGUA